AUGGGUGCCGUCCUCUCCGCCAUUGGCGAUUUCUUCAUGACAAUUGUCAACGCUAUCGCAGCAGUCUGCCGCGCCAUCAUCAACGGCAUCGUCGCCGUCUUCUCCGCCCUGAUCAACGUCCUCACCUGCGGCUACUGCCGCCGCGGACACUCAGGGACGACUAGGACUCAUGGAAGGAGACAUCAUGGCACGACGACGAGUACCAUCUAG
Molecule: messenger RNA, 210 nt
Organism: Phaeoacremonium minimum UCRPA7
Lineage: Eukaryota; Fungi; Ascomycota; Sordariomycetes; Togniniales; Togniniaceae
Exons: 2
Coding region: 1-210 (69 amino acids)
Source: RefSeq, a predicted model, not a curated record